Messenger RNA from Colletotrichum graminicola M1.001, 969 nucleotides. RefSeq lists its product as uncharacterized. Lineage: Eukaryota; Fungi; Ascomycota; Sordariomycetes; Glomerellales; Glomerellaceae. The coding region runs from base 1 to 969 and encodes 322 amino acids. Gene Ontology annotation, biological process: folate import into mitochondrion; nucleotide transport. Gene Ontology annotation, molecular function: folic acid transmembrane transporter activity; FAD transmembrane transporter activity. The transcript is spliced from 2 exons. Gene Ontology annotation, cellular component: mitochondrion. The record is from RefSeq and is a predicted model, not a curated record.
AUGUCAGAAAGCAAAGAUGCGGGCAUCUCACCCGCGCUCGUCGAGUCCGUCGCCGGUCUCUCGGCAGGCUCGGUCGCGACUCUUGUAGUCCACCCGCUUGAUAUCGUCAAGACGCGGAUGCAGAUUCAUCGGAGCGCCGCCAACCCGUCCGUCUCGCUGACAACCAUGUCGCUCAUCCGCACACUCACCCAGAACCCGCACCCCAUCGCCUCCCUCUACCGCGGUCUGACGCCGAACCUCAUCGGCAACGCCUCGAGCUGGUCCGCCUUCUUCUUCUUCAAGUCACGCGUCGAGCGCGCCAUCGCCUACUGGAAGGCCGGCUACCUGCCCCUGACCCAUGGCUCGGACUCCGAAGCGCGGAACCUGACAAAAGAGUACCUCACCACGCAGGACUUCUUCGUCUCCUCCGCCUGCGCCGGGGCGCUCACACAGGUCCUGACGAACCCCAUAUGGGUGAUCAAGACGCGCAUGGUCUCCUCGGACCGCAACGCCGCGGGGGCCUACCAGAGCAUGUGGUCCGGCGCGAAGGUCCUGUACCGCUCCGAGGGCUGGCGCGGCUUCUACCGCGGUCUCGGCGUCGGGCUCAUCGGUGUCUCCCAUGGCGCCGUUCAGUUCGCCGUAUACGAGCCCGCAAAGAAGAUGUACUUCGCCGGCAGGCAGCGUAAGGGCGACAGCGGUGGCCGCCUGAGCAACGAGGCGACCGUCGUCAUCUCGAGCGCCGCGAAGCUGGUCGCUGGCGCGGUGACGUACCCUUACCAGGUGCUACGAAGUCGGCUCCAGAACUACGACGCCGACGAGCGGUUCGGACGCGGGAUCCGGGGCGUUGUGGCGAGAAUUUGGCAGGAGGAGGGUCUCAGGGGCUUCUAUCGCGGCCUGAUGCCGGGCGUCGUGAGGGUAAUGCCCGCUACAUGGGUCACUUUCCUCGUGUACGAGAACGUCAAGUUCUACCUCUCACAGUGGGCGGAUUGA